Messenger RNA from Camelus dromedarius (Arabian camel), 4292 nucleotides. It is a transcript of the gene QTRT2, whose product is annotated as queuine tRNA-ribosyltransferase accessory subunit 2. The record is from RefSeq and is a predicted model, not a curated record. Gene Ontology annotation, molecular function: tRNA-guanosine(34) queuine transglycosylase activity. The coding region runs from base 161 to 1408 and encodes 415 amino acids. The transcript has 9 exons. NCBI's taxonomy places the organism in Eukaryota, Metazoa, Chordata, Mammalia, Artiodactyla, Camelidae.
GAUGACGCAAUGCUCCUUGAUUGGCUCUGCAUCGGAGGCGGUGGUCUAGGGAGUCGAGAAUUCUGCAAGCCAGACACGUGGUAGCGGACGGCGAGGAGUUUGAGGGGUCUUAAGCCCAAAAAAGUUAGGAGUUUUGCAGGACCUGGAAGAAUCCCUGAGGAUGAAGCUAAAUCUUACAAAGGUAGUUAAUGGCUGCCGCCUGGGAAAAAUAAAAAACCUAGGCAAAACAGGGGACUGCACCAUGGACAUUCCGGGCUGCCUUCUGUACACCAAGACUGGGUCUGCCCCACACCUGACCCAUCACACACUGCAUAAAAUCCAUGGGGUUCCUGCCAUGGCUCAGCUUACGCUGUCAUCACUGGCAGAACAUCAUGAAGUCCUGGCAGAAUAUAAGGAAGGAGUUGGAAAGUUUAUAGGCAUGCCAGAAUCGCUUUUGUACUGCUCCCUGCACGAUCCAGUCAGUCCCUGCCCAGCUGGUUAUGUCACAAAUAAGUCUGUGUCUGUGUGGGGUGUUGGAGGACGAGUGGAAAUUACUGCGUCCAAGUUCAUGGCAAUGCAGCAGGCCCUUCAGCCAGACUGGUUCCAGUGCCUUGCAGAUGGAGAGGCAACUUGUGAUGAAGCGACUUCCAUGAAAAGGGCCAGAAAGUCUGUUGACCGAUCACUUCUCUUCCUGGAUAAUUGUUUGAAGCUACAGGAAGAGUCUGAGGUCCUUCAGAAAAGCAUGAUCAUCGGAGUGAUUGAAGGUGGAGACGUUUUGGAAGAAAGGCUGAGGUCAGCACGAGAGACAGCCAAGCGGCCUGUAGGUGGCUUCCUUCUGGACGGCUUGCAAGGGAAUCCAGCGACCCUGGAGACGCGACUGCACUUGCUGUCAUCAGUCACUGCGGAGCUGCCCGAGGACAAACCGAGGCUCAUCUGCGGUGUUAGCCGGCCAGAUGAGGUGCUCGAGUGUAUUGAAAGAGGAGUGGACUUAUUUGAGAGCUUUUUCCCGUAUCAAGUGACAGAGCGGGGAUGCGCCCUGACUUUCAGCUUUGAUUACCAGCCGAAUCCUGAAGAGACAUUAUUACAACAAAAUGGGACACAGGAAGAAAUAAAAUGUGUGGAUCAAACAAAGAAAAUUAAAACAACCAGUUGCAACCAAGAAAUGACGUCAUUUGAAAUUAAUCUGAAGGAAAAAAAGUACCAGGAGGACUUCGGUCCGCUCGUGAGGGGGUGUUCCUGUUACUGCUGUAAGAAUCACACUCGUGCGUACAUCCACCAUCUGCUGGUGACCAACGAGCUGUUGGCCGGGGUCCUGCUUAUGAUGCACAACUUUGAACACUACUUUGGAUUUUUCCACUCCAUCCGGGAAGCACUGAAAAGUGACAGACUGGCCCAGUUGAAAGAGCUCAUCCACAGGCAAGCAUCUUGAGACCCAGCAAACGCAGUCUGACCCUCACAUGGAGCCUGUACCAUUGCUGUGACGUGAGAAGAGAGAGCAAGAAGUGAUCUUAGCGUUAAUCACUUAUAUUUGAAAAUAAAGUCUGCUCGAGUAAGGAACGUCUGUACCAAACUCUGCCCACGUGAGGCUAAAGAGACUUCUUCUUAAGACUUAAAUGACCUAGAUGGAUCAGAAUCGAAACAUGACCUUUAAUAUUUCUAUGCUAACUCUUUUAGGCAACAGAGAUUCAUUUAGUCAAAGAUAAAAGCUUUAGAUGUGAAGGGACAGCCUUGAAGUGAGGAAGAUGAGAUUCUGAGGGUUCACUGAGUUAGACUGGAGCUUGAAGGGAGAUGAUGGGUCAAAAGUAGCAUGACCUCUGGACACAUGCCUGCUGACCGAGAAGGCAUCUGGCUGCUUCAAGUGUUCUCUUCAUUUUGAUCCUUAUAUUCUCAGGGGCCUCUUUUGGACACUUCUGCCUUCCAAGCUGUCCCGGCCGUGCAAUCAACCAGAAAUGACUUUUGUGACUUAACCAGGCUCACAUCUCCAUGGAAUGUGGUGCUCACACAUUGCCCCAGUGAUCCAUUGGCCCAGGGCACACUCUUCAUUUGACCAUAUGGUCUUUCUGUGAUUUGUCUCCCUAGAGUCAAUGCAGUUGCCUAUGAGGAGCUGAAAGUCUGCCUAACUGCUUUCAUCUGUUUAUACAGAUCCACUGUGGUCUGCCCUUCAGGCUCAUUCGUAGUCUAACCACAUAAUAACCAUAGCUCCAUCACUUGGGGAGAUUCAGUCACCAUGUGUUUACUUGGACAGAGCCCUGGCCUGGCAGUUAAAGAACUGGGUUUCAGUUUUACUCAGCUGUGACACUUGGGCAAAUCAUUAACCUCUCCAUGCCUGUUUCCUCCGGAUUAAGUGGGCACAGGCAUCGUGGAUAGGAAAUGUCUAAGAUUCUGUCUAGCUCUAAUCUUUGGGGAACAAGAAGUUUUAGGUUAGAGCUGUAGCCUUACUUGUGUCCUUGUUUAUUGAUCACUAUUGACCCGAUUUAAAAAAAAAAAAAAAAAUGCAGUGGUGUCAGGACUCGGGCAACAGUAGAGAUAUCUGAGAGCCUAAAAAGAGAUUUGGCCUGUGGAUUUUAAAGUGGUUGGUAAAUCAGCAGAUCCUGAGGCUGGGAAGAACUUCCCUGAUCACCUCUGAUUCUAUGAAUUUUUUUUCUGCUCUCAUUAGAGGAGUGAUGUUCAUGUUGAUGGUGUGACAGGUGUUUUUUAUUUUCUUUGUGCUUUUCUAUAUUUGUCAAGUCUUCUGUAAGUAUAUACAUACAUGCACGUGUACAUACAUAGUUUUUAUAAAAACAGCCGCAGAACCAAAAUGACGCCUUUGUUUUAUUUAUACCAGUGUGAAAUAUAUUUGUCUUACAUUCUUAAGCUAUAGUUUUCUGUUUGUUCAUUUUAGUGGGCAUUACUGAACAUUGUUUUUAAUAAUUUUGUGGUUACUGUACUUUUAUGUGUUGGGUGCCCCUCGAUGUGGCUUUAUUAGUGGUUUAGGAAUGCCCAUGAAUUUCAAAGUUAAUAAAUUCUGGAAUUCAUAGAUAUUCCUAUAACCUCUCCAAUGAAUGGCAAGGGUACUUAUGAAAGAAAAAGUUUCUAUUAUCAGGGAUCUGAUUGUUUUGAAAUAUAUUGGAUUGGACUUGUUCAUAUAUUUAUAUUCCUGUUCAAUUCCAAACCCAUUGUUGGAGGAAUAUUAGUAAAUAUCCCAGAAUCAUAUAAAAUUUAGGAGUUUUAUUUGUGUAUAAAACACUGAAUUCUGCCCAACAUUGUCCAUUUUUCUCGGUCUUUUUCUUAUUAGCACAUUUGAAAAAAAUGUUUCUUUCUUUUAAUGUAAAUCUAUUAAGGUCAAUAGCCAAAAACAUUUUUAAUUAAAAAAAUAUACUAGUCUGGUUUCUUGUAAAUAGUAAUGAGUCUAUUAAACAAAACAUUAAAUUUCCAUGGUACCAGAAAUGUUCUCCAUUAGAAAAGAAUUUUUUCUAUGUUUACUCCAUCUGGAGUCAUUGUUUUAAAUGCAUUCACAUUUAAAUGCAGAGUCCAAGAAGGAGAUUCAGGGAUGCACCUGUCUCUUUAAAUUAUAUAAUCAGGGGCCUUGAGGCUGUGCUAGCACAUAAUAAAAAAAUAAUAAAAGUCGCAAUCUAUGGGAGUACUUUAUACGUGCCAGGCAUCUUAGGAAAUGCUUUCCAUACGUAUCUCAUUGACUCUUAGAACGUGGCUGUGAGGUGUUGAUAUUCUUAUUCCUAUCCUGAGUUUUUAGGAAGGUUGAAUAGCCUGCCUGAGGGCUUACCAGGCAUUUCUGUAAGGGGGAGUCAUUUGCCUAAGGCCCCACCGCCAAUCACCUCCCAGGUUAGACUUGGCGCCACCUGACUGUGACUCAACGGUUAACCACUGCACUGGCUCCUUGUGACUUGCUCCUGAGUUGCAGGGGCUACGAGAAGCAAGGACUAAAUAGAGGAGCUUUCUGGCCCUGAGGUAUAGGGUGCUUCCGGAGCUUUGCUACAGCUUGGUCCUGGCUCCCACUCCGGGGGGGAAUAGCUGGCACUGGCUUAUGUAGCCCACGGUACCUUGCUGGCACUGGUAGGUCUGCUGGUGCUCAUCCCUCCUGCCCCUACUCUGGGGACUAAUCACACCUUGAAUGGAAUUGAAAGGGUUUGGGUCUGUGAUCAGUUAAAGUGGAUUCUUGGGGAGGAAUAUUUUAUUAUGCCUGUAUGCCUUGGUGGAGGAAUAUUUUAAUAUUCUCUGGGAAUAAAGGGAAAAGAUUCUUUUAAAACAUUUUUUCAAACCAAAUACUUGUGUAAUUAAAGCAUUUUAAUAAAAAUUUCAAACAAAGACCAUCAAAA